GCGAUACAAGACACGCACAUAUUCACACCGCCUCCACCCAACGCUGCUUUCCGUUAGCACUUCCGAGUACCCCGCCAAAACAGGUCGACGAAACAUUCACGCCUACUUGACGGCCCUUCCCCCCCCGUUAGGCCGCUGUCGACACAACGCAGACUCACGCACAAUGGCUGACGAAGAGGGUGCGUCGCCACGCGAACUUAUCCUCGAGGCCUGCCGACGCAACAACACUGAACUCCUCGAAGAAACACUCAAGACUCUCACAGCCGCUGCUUCAAAGUCGGGAAAGAAGGCCGAGGAGUAUGUGGCCGACAUAUUGAACAAUGCACGCGAUGGUGUCGGCAACGGCUGCCUCCACGUUGCCGCGACAUUUGGAAGUUACGAAGUCAUCGACAUGCUUCUGGACCAAGAAGGCCUCGAGAUCGACGAGAUCGACCGCAUGGAGCAAGACACCCCCCUCCACAAAGCUGUGCGCUACGUCAACUCGCUCGACAAGUCCAUCUGGCCCCAUGGCCAUGAGAUUGUGGCCAUGCUCCUCGACGCAGGUUGUGACCCCCGGAUACGGAACAAGGCGAAGCUCAAGCCCGUGGAGCUGGCGGACCCCAGGAACACGGACCUGAGGAGCAUGCUACAAAAGGGCGAGUUUGCUAUGAUGGCAGGCGGCGACGUGGUCGAGGAUGACGAUGACGGCCCAACGGGAAGUGGUAGCGAUAGCGACUGAGACAUGGUACGAGAAGCAGUAAGAUUUGGGCAAGGUUUUGGGAUUGUGGCUAUGUGGUAGCCGGGCUAUCUUCAUUACGCAGAGGUGCAUGUGUACCUCUCAUCGCUGGCGCUUUGUGGUGCACACGGAACUGAAAGCAUACAUGGAAUCGGCCCUCGCAGCUAUCUAUCGUGCAAUCAUGCAGCACCCAAUCACUACUCCCAUCAUAUGUAUCACACCUGAUAUGGGGCAUCUCUGGUAGCCCAAACGAAGGGGCUCGUGGCUGAAGUGAUUUCGUACACCGUGUAGUUUGUUUGUAGACCAAGGUCGAAACUGAGUAGAGGCUAAUCAAUCUUGUUGCUGC
Molecule: messenger RNA, 1061 nt
Organism: Pyrenophora tritici-repentis Pt-1C-BFP
Lineage: Eukaryota; Fungi; Ascomycota; Dothideomycetes; Pleosporales; Pleosporaceae
Product: ankyrin repeat domain containing protein
Molecular function (GO): protein binding
Source: RefSeq, a predicted model, not a curated record